UUACGUCUUUUGCUGGUUUAUUUGCACUCUUUUAUCCAACUCUUUUGUCCACCGGCAGAUUUUUACGAGCCUAUUUGUUCAGAAUUUUAAUAUACGAAUACCUUAAUCCGUGUAUAUUUCCUCGUCACCGUCAAAUGAUAAGAGUGUAGCGAAGACUUUGGUCAAAGAAAGAUUGAAACUUGAAAAGAAAAAUUUGUGAAGCAUCUCAACUAUGAAAUCCUGUUUCCUGCUUGCAACAAUUUGCAUAUUCGUGCUGCGUAGUGGAUUUUCAGAUGCUGGCUCUGAUUUCGACGAUUGUAAAGCUGAGUUCGAAGCAGUGGGAUGUUAUAGAGAUAGAAGAAUAAAGGGUCGGCGUGCUCUGGGUGAUUUAAUAUUCAACCAUAGAGACCAGAUUGAUUGGUUGAAUUUUGGAAUUUUUAUUUCCGAGCUUGUUUGUGAUUGCGCUAAGAAGGCGAAAGAAAAGGGUUUCACUUAUUUUGGCCUUCAGUUUUACGGAGAGUGCUGGGGAAGUGAGAAGGCCGGAUUAACCUUCGCAAAGUACGGAAAGACUGAGAGAUGUUGGAACGGAAAUUAUUCUAAAUGUCAGAAAUCCGACAAAGGCCAUUGCGUUGGACGGGAUAAUGCAAACUUUGUAUUUAAACUAUCAGCACCAGAGCCAGAGGGUUCGGGCAGUGGCAAUAAUGCACUGGAAUGACAAUACCGUCGAUGAUUAAUAGAUAUUGGGUUCUAAAGAUGAAAAAAUGUAAUUUAUCGACUGUAAAACAUAACUUCAAGGGCACUGAGGCAAGGUGCACCUAAAUUUUAAAUAAUUACAUAAACGCAUAUGUACGUCGAAAGGCAUAAAUCGCAAUUGAUUCAAUGGA
Messenger RNA from Dendronephthya gigantea, 863 nucleotides. RefSeq lists its product as uncharacterized. Bases 212 to 694 code for a protein of 160 amino acids. NCBI's taxonomy places the organism in Eukaryota, Metazoa, Cnidaria, Anthozoa, Malacalcyonacea, Nephtheidae. The transcript has 5 exons. The record is from RefSeq and is a predicted model, not a curated record.